GGUAACACGAACGUCUACGUCAUUUUCUUGCGACACGCAACUCGCUGCGUGAAGCUAAAAGUGUGAAAGUCUCUAGAUGGUGUCAACAGAACUAUUCAGACUUUGAGAGCUGUUUUCUUGCUGGCGUGUAAAAAGGUUUGGUUGAAUCAAACAUUUGAAACAUCAGUUUUGCUUCUCUGAAUUAUUUGAGGCCGCAGCUUUGCGGUGUAGCGGUUCUGGUGCUGUCUAAACAUCUCUAAACUGACUGAUUCUUGCUAAUAAAACGUCCAGAGGUUGGUUUUGAGUUGGAAUAGCGGUUUUUAGGCUCCUAUCUUAUUUCAAAAUGAAUGAAGAAGAGCUGGUGGAGUACUUCAGGGCUCAGAUGAGGAAAGACCCGGGCAUGGCCUCUGCCGUUGCGGCCAUCCGCACCCUGCUGGAGUUUCUCAAAAGAGACAAAGGUGAGACCAUCCUGGGCUUGAGGGAGAGUCUGAAACAGGCCACAGGCUGCCUGAUGGGGGAGGACUCAUCCGUGGCUGUGUCGUCUGGAGGUGAACUCUUCUUGCGCUUCAUCAGUCUCACCUCUCUGGAGCACCAGGAUCUGUCUCACUGUAAGAAGGUGAUGGAGGAGAGAGGAGAACUCUUUCUAGAAAAGAUCUCCAUGUCCAGAAACAAGGUUGCUAAGCUCUGUCACACCUUCAUCAAAGACGGCGCUAAAAUCCUGACUCACUCGUACUCCAGAGUUGUUCUCAGAGUUCUGGAGAAAGCAGCAGCAGAAAAGAAACGCUUUUCGGUAUAUGUGACCGAGUCGCAGCCUGAUGCUGCUGGACGACAGAUGGCAGAAGCCCUGAAGAAGCUGAACGUUCCAGUAACCGUAGUCCUGGAUGCUGCUGUUGGGUAUUUCUUAGAGAAAGUGGAUCUGGUUAUAGUCGGUGCUGAGGGAGUGGUGGAGAGCGGGGGGAUCAUCAACAAGAUCGGCACGUAUCAGAUGGCUCUGUGCUCCAAAGCUCACAACAAGCCCUUCUACGUGGUGGCGGAAAGCUUUAAGUUUGUGCGCUUGUACCCUCUGAACCAGCAGGACGUGCCCGAUAAGUUUAAGUACAAAGCCGACACCCUGAAGUCCCAUCAAAACCUGUCUGAGGCGGAUCCAAUCAUCGACUACACACCUCCCUCCCUCAUCACCCUCCUCUUCACAGACCUUGGAGUACUCACCCCAUCAGCAGUCAGCGAUGAGCUCAUUAAACUUUAUUUAUAACAGUGUUUAGAACACUAUGCUCUAAUAAAACACAUCGAAUCUCA
Nothobranchius furzeri (turquoise killifish) is the source of this 1275-nucleotide messenger RNA. RefSeq names its product eukaryotic translation initiation factor 2B, subunit 1 alpha (gene eif2b1). Gene Ontology annotation, biological process: translational initiation. The record is from RefSeq and is a predicted model, not a curated record. Gene Ontology annotation, cellular component: eukaryotic translation initiation factor 2B complex. Lineage: Eukaryota; Metazoa; Chordata; Actinopteri; Cyprinodontiformes; Nothobranchiidae. Gene Ontology annotation, molecular function: translation initiation factor activity; guanyl-nucleotide exchange factor activity.